GGGCGGGGAUAAUGUUUAAAGACACUCGGCUGGGUUGAGUCCUAAACUCCUCGCUCUUAUCUAUUUAAGUGCACUACAGUGGGAUAUGAAACCAUGGUGUUCUGCAGCCUACGAAGUCCACUAGAUGUUCAAUUGUAUGAUUUAGCCUUUGGAAAGGAAAACAGUUCGCCCAAUGCGUAAACAUAGUGAGGAGAAAUGAACGAGGACGCGUUUGAGGUCCCUGAAAGGAACGAGUACCGCUACCUCGUUCAGGAUGAGGCUGAAGAGGAGGUCCAAUAUGCCCGCCGCUACUACGUCAGCCCGUUCCUACAAGUGUCCCGCAGGUGUAUGUUUUUGAUUGGCUGUGGCGUUCUUGCCCUUCUCACUCUUGCUGGAUACCUGGCAUACCUGGCUCAGAUUCCAUCCCGUGGAUAUGCCACAGUGCUUACAGACUGCGGCUUGCUGCAUGGACGAUGGGAAGACGGUGCCUACUCCUUCAAAGGUAUCCCGUAUGCCAUGCCACCUGUUGGCGAACACCGCUGGCAACCUCCAGCAGACCUGAAAGCAAAUGGAAAGUGCUGGGAUGGCGUUUAUGAUGCCACACAUUUUCGUAGCAUGUGUGCCCAGGUGCGGCCUCUGAGGGAAAACGGGCACGUGAUGGGUCAAGAGGACUGCCUGCACUUGAACGUCUGGACACCCAGCUUGCUGCCUACUAGUGCCCUGCCUGUCAUGGUGUGGAUCCAUGGAGGACACUUGCACAUGCUGAGUGGACAGGAGAAAGGCUACUCGCCCACUGAGGAGCUGGCGAGCCGAACACAAACUGUGUUUGUCAGUCUGAACUACAGGCUUAAUGCAUUUGGCUUCAUGGCUCUGGAGCUGCUGAGAAAAGGUUCUCCCACCAAUACCUCAGGGAACUACGGCUUCAUGGACCAGAUUCAAGCUCUUCAGUGGGUUCAAAAAAACAUCCAUGUGUUCGGUGGAGACCCAAAGAAAGUCACCAUAUUCGGAGGAACGUCAGUAUGGGCUUUGAUGAUUUCGCCUCAAGCUAAGGGUCUGUUUCAUCGUGCAAUUGGAAUGAGUUCCUCAUUCGUCUCUAACGCCUCGUUGGACUCAGCCGAACGAGACAACCUAGUGUUCUUGAAGAGAUCCGGCUGCCAAGAUGCCACCUGCCUUCGAAAGCUCAACAUAACUCAGAUCCUCCAGGCCAUUCCAUGGGAGGAAUACCCAUCCUGGGCCAAAGAUGGACUAACAGACAUCCCUGUUAAAGGGAAUUCAUAUGGUCCAGUUGCAGUUUUAGAUGGUCAUGUUCUCUCCACUCUUCCAUUAAAAUCUUGGGAGAAAGGUGGAUUUUACAAUGACGUUCCAUUCGUGGUUGGAACAGCAGAGCAAGAAACUGACUUCAGUCCACCAAUGAACAUCUCCACCUGGACAUGGGGCGACUACCAGUGGUUUCUAUCAGAGAAGCUGAGGCCAUUUGGAGAGGAUGUGCUAUCCCAGGCCCUGAGGCUGUAUAACCGUUCUGCUCCAUGCCCAACCAAUGACCGCUGUCCUGAAAGACUCUACACAACUUUAGUGUCAGAUAUGAGAGCCAGCUGCCCCAGUAGCCACCUGGCCAAGCAAGCUGCAGAGGUUUUGAAGAGCCCUGUGUACCGCUACCUGGUGACGUACACUCCAUCCAAAGCAGCUGAUUCAUCCACCUUGCUCCCUUAUCCAAGCCGCUUCUCCUUCCACAUUAUGGACAGCUUGGCGUUCUUCGGCGGCCUCGAGAUGGCACUCGGCACGAUGACCUCUAAAGACAAAGCGUUUCAGCAAACGCUCACAAAAUACUUCAUCGAGUUCGCAAAAGAAGGUAAAAUGCCAAAGGAUUGGCCCGAGUUCCCGUCCCAGACCGCGAUGCUGAAUCCGACGCUUUCUGUGGCACAGGAUCCUUUAGCAGAGAGAUGCGCUCUGUGGGAAAAGAAUAACUUUUAUUCAUACGCCUGGAUCAAUUAAUGUGGUUUUAUUCGACUCUCGAAAUCAUAAGCUUCACUUAUCAAAUGUGCACCAACCAUAAGCGGCUACGAAAAGAAGUCUGGCUGUUUCGUAUUGCAGUUUUAACUCUCUAUGGAGUUGGCCAAAAAAUGCAGGGAAGAAGUAUUUCAUUUGCACUGAGAGUCAAGCACAUUCUUUUCUUUUUUUUUCUUUUUAUUAAUCAUUAAACAGCAAUAAGGGAACUUACGUGGUGUUUAAUAAGGAAAUAAAUUUGCUUGACUACAAAGCACAUUAAUAUAUACUUUCAUAUUGGGCUGCACAAUAAUGUCAAAAAAGAUAAAUGAUUAUUUACCACAUUCGGCUAGGGUGUUAGUUUAGGACCAAACUGGUUCCCUUGCACUUUUAUUUUUACAUUAUGAGCCUACAGUUCUUUAAAAGUAUAUAUCUUUAAACUGGAUACCAAUGGAUUUAUUCCUAAAUCUUUCAUAGGAGCAUUUAAACAAGGAAUUUAGCAUUCCUGAAAAUCCUGUCAAUUUCAGAAAAAUGAUCGUAUCCUACUCGUGCUCCUGUGCGUGUGUGUAAAUUUACGCAUAAGACGACUAACUAAUGUAAACCAUGACUUAUUUGACUAUAAUGUCAAAAAAAAGUCAAAAAAAGAAAAUAAAGAAAGUGAGCCAACACACACAUCA
Ictalurus furcatus (blue catfish) is the source of this 2639-nucleotide messenger RNA. RefSeq names its product para-nitrobenzyl esterase. The record is from RefSeq and is a predicted model, not a curated record. The coding region runs from base 196 to 1971 and encodes 591 amino acids. NCBI's taxonomy places the organism in Eukaryota, Metazoa, Chordata, Actinopteri, Siluriformes, Ictaluridae. The transcript has 9 exons.